This is a messenger RNA of Symbiodinium sp. CCMP2592, 420 nucleotides long. NCBI's taxonomy places the organism in Eukaryota, Dinophyceae, Suessiales, Symbiodiniaceae. The record is from the annotation of a GenBank genome assembly.
AUGGCUCGUCUUCGCGACGCACGCUUGUUCUUGGUGGUGAGCUUGCUUUUGCUGCUCGGGCUUUGUACUGCAGCGCCGAAGAAGGAGACUCCGUGCGCUUGUAAUGAAGAUGCUCAAUCCGAUGAUGCUGAUGAGCAGUACCGCGCCGCCUUGCAUGCUGUCUUCGCUUUCAUGAAACAGUACGGAACCAGCGCUGACCAUUGGCAGUCGGAGUACGACGUGGCUUCGCGUCGUGUUGAAAAUCUGCUAAGCAGCUUGAGCGGGGCGGACACGGAGCGCAUGAACAGAGACCUUGUCAUGCUUAUGUCGGGAACGGAUCCGGCUGCUCAGAGGGAGAUGAUUUUGCGGCUCCAGCUGCAGACGGUCGUCACGGAAUGCGGAGGCUGGGCCUGUCGAGCGAUCCGCGAGCCGGGAAAUUGA